This is a messenger RNA of Verticillium alfalfae VaMs.102, 2064 nucleotides long. RefSeq names its product isoleucyl-tRNA synthetase. Bases 1 to 2064 code for a protein of 687 amino acids. The record is from RefSeq and is a predicted model, not a curated record. NCBI's taxonomy places the organism in Eukaryota, Fungi, Ascomycota, Sordariomycetes, Glomerellales, Plectosphaerellaceae. Gene Ontology annotation, molecular function: ATP binding; isoleucine-tRNA ligase activity; aminoacyl-tRNA deacylase activity. The transcript has 4 exons. Gene Ontology annotation, cellular component: cytosol. Gene Ontology annotation, biological process: isoleucyl-tRNA aminoacylation.
AUGUCAAAGUCAUGGACAUCAACCCUGAGGUUGCCCAAGUCCACCUUGCCACCUAGGCCCCUGCCCCAGUUCCGAGCCGAAUACCUGCGACGAUGCACCGAUGACCUCUACAAGUGGCAGGCGGCCCAUCGCACCGGCGACAAGUUCGUCUUGCACGACGGCCCCCCCUACGCCAACGGCGGCCUCCACGUCGGCCACGGCCUCAACAAGGUCCUCAAGGACAUGAUCCUGCGCGUCCAGGUCCAGGAGGGCCGCCCCGUCGAAUACCGCCCGGGCUGGGACUGCCACGGCCUGCCCAUCGAGCUCAAGGCCCUCGGCGAUGCCCAGGGCAGGGGCAUGACCGCCGUCGAGAUCCGCACGUCGGCCCGCGCCCUCGCCGCCAAGACGGUGCGCGAGCAGAUGGACGGUUUCCGCUCCUUCGGCGUCAUGGCCGACUGGGACGCGCGCUGGACGACCAUGGACCCCGACUACGAGAUCAGGCAGCUGCGCCUGUUCCAGCAGAUGCGGCCUACGUCCGGGUUCCCCAUCAUCGCCGAUGACGCCGUCAUGGACGAGCUCCGGCGCGCGCGCGCAGGCUUCGAGGGUGGACACCUGUACGCCAUCAUCUGGACGACGACCCCCUGGACCCUCCCCGCCAACAGGGCCAUUGCCGUGCACGACGAGCUCGACUACGACGUCGUCGCCAUCCGCGGCGACGCUUACAUCGUGGCCCAGGCCCGAAGCGAGAUCCUCGACACCCUCUUUCCCGACACCCGCCGCGAGAUCCUGUGGUCGACCAAGGGCGCCAACCUGAAGCAGCUGCGGUACGCCAACAGGCUGCGGGGCAGGGCGGCCGCCUCGCAACCCGUCAUCCACGCCGACUUUGUGUCGGCCGACUCGGGCUCGGGUCUCGUGCACUGCGCCCCCGGCCACGGUUUCGAUGACUACGCCGUCUGCUCUGGCCUGGGCAUCGACGCCGCAGCCCCCAUCGACGACGAGGGCCACUUCACGAGGGACGCCUUUCCCGACGCCCCGGAACGCCUCACCGAGGCCUCUCCGAUCCUCAAGGGCGGCAGCAAAGGCCGUGCUGGAAGCUCCUCGAGGGAGCACGCCAACGUGCUGCACGUCGAGAAGUACAAGCACAAGUACCCUUACGACUGGCGCACCAAGCAGCCCGUCGUCAUCCGCGCCACGCAGCAGUGGUUCGCCGAUGUCGACAGCAUCAAGGACAGCGCGCUCGCCGCCCUCCGAGACGUCAAGUUUGUGCCCGACGCCGGCCGCAAGAGGCUCGAGAGCUUCGUCGUCGGCCGAAGCGAGUGGUGCAUCUCGCGCCAGCGCGCCUGGGGCGUCCCCAUCCCCGCGCUCUACGAUGCCGAGGGACGUGCCGUCGUCACUGACGAAUCGGUCGACCACAUCAUCUCGGUCAUCCGCGCGCGCGGCAUCGACGCCUGGUUUCGCCGACGCACCAGAGGAGCCCGCCUGGAUUGCGCCCUCCCUGCCCCGCGCAGCACCACCUACCGCCGCGGCACCGACACGAUGGAUGUCUGGUUCGACAGCGGCAGCAGCUGGACGCAGAGCGAAGGCCAGGCCGAUGUCUACCUCGAAGGCUCCGACCAGCACCGCGGCUGGUUCCAGUCGAGCCUCCUCACCUACCCGGCCGUCCUCCGCGCCGACCUCCACCUCCUCCUGUCUGUGCACGCCGCCGUCAAGGCGGCCCUCGAGCGCGCGCGCCUCGCCAAAAUGCUCGGCUCCAGCCUGCAGUCCGCCGUCGUCGUCUCCGUGCCCGCCGCGCCGUCUGCCGCCGUCCUGGCGCGUUACGCCGCCGACCUCGACGCCCUCUUUGUCGUGUCGUCUGUCGAGGUGCGGGUCGGCGCCGCGCCGCCCGAGGCGCCCCUUUGUACAAGAGUUCGAGGCCGACGCUGGCACCAAGGGCGUUGUCAGCGUGCUGCCGCCCACGGGGGUGCAAGUGCUCGCGGUGCUGGCGCUACGUCGCCGAGGCGGGAGGACAGUCUCUGCGGAAAGGUGCAAGGAGGCCGUCGAGGCGCUGGAGGCGCUGCAAGCCGUGGAGGGCCAAACGUGAGAUGA